CUUCUUCCAGCUGAUCCCAAGUUUAGCGCCCCAAUUGCCAAUGUCACUGUACCAGUUGGAAGAGAUGCAGUUCUUACGUGUCUAGUUCAUGAACUGGUAUCCUAUAAGGUUGCAUGGCUCCGAGUGGACACCCAAACAAUCCUCUCAAUACAAAACCAUGUUAUAACAAAAAAUCAUCGUAUCGGAAUAAGUCAUACGGAACAUCGCAUCUGGCAGUUGCGUAUUCGUGAGGUAAGUGAAUCCGAUCGCGGUUGGUAUAUGUGCCAAAUCAACACUGAUCCAAUGAAAAGUCAAGUCGGUUACUUGGAUGUAGUAGUUUCACCAGAUAUUAUCGAUUAUCAAACAAGCAAAGAUAUUGCUGUUCAAGAGGGUCACAAUGUUACUUUUAUAUGCACUGCCUCAGGUCUUCCAACACCGGUUAUAACAUGGCGAAGAGAAAAAGAAGCUCCUCUCAUAACCAAUGGAAAUCGGAAGAUAUUCAGUCUUGAAGGACCAAAUCUUACAUUGAGUCAAGUGAAUCGACAUCAUAUGGGAGCAUAUCUUUGUAUUGCUUCAAAUGGUGUACCACCAACUGUUAGCAAGAGGAUUUUAUUAAUUGUUAAUUUUGCACCAAAGUUAUGGUCACGUUAUGAUAGAAUCUACACAGCAAUUGGACAACGUGUUGUCUUGGAGUGCAUUUCUGAAUCCCAUCCCUUAUCGAUCAACUAUUGGCUUAAAGAUAAAGAAUUCAUACAAGGCGGGACAUAUGAAUUAGAUACUUUGGAUAAUAUCCAUAAAAUUGUAAUGCGCCUCACAAUAAGACCAAUGAAAGCGAAAGAAUUUGGCGAAUACAAAUGUGUUUCAAAGAAUCUUCUGGGAGAGACCGAAAGAUCCACGUACAUAUAUCAUAAAUCAAAGAUGAACUCACAUGAAGUCAAACGAACCAACAUAGAAGAAAAUGAAUUCAUACUAAUAGAAGAUAUUUUAUCAAAAAGCACUAAGUUAGACCAGAGAAUUUAUUUUCAAGAAAACUACCUUGUUCUUUGUUUCAUUAAACUUCUUAUGGAUAAGCUUAGAUACUUGUAAAAAGGGAUCAAUAAAAAAUAGAAAAUAUG
Episyrphus balteatus (marmalade hoverfly) is the source of this 1094-nucleotide messenger RNA. It is a transcript of the gene DIP-iota, whose product is annotated as igLON family member 5. The annotation marks the transcript as partial. Gene Ontology annotation, cellular component: neuron projection. The record is from RefSeq and is a predicted model, not a curated record. The transcript has 5 exons. Lineage: Eukaryota; Metazoa; Arthropoda; Insecta; Diptera; Syrphidae.